Labrus mixtus (cuckoo wrasse) is the source of this 3284-nucleotide messenger RNA. RefSeq names its product serine/threonine-protein kinase/endoribonuclease IRE1-like. The record is from RefSeq and is a predicted model, not a curated record. Bases 136 to 2433 code for a protein of 765 amino acids. The transcript has 14 exons. Gene Ontology annotation, molecular function: RNA endonuclease activity; protein serine/threonine kinase activity; ATP binding. Lineage: Eukaryota; Metazoa; Chordata; Actinopteri; Labriformes; Labridae. Gene Ontology annotation, biological process: intrinsic apoptotic signaling pathway in response to endoplasmic reticulum stress; mRNA processing; protein phosphorylation. Gene Ontology annotation, cellular component: IRE1-TRAF2-ASK1 complex.
AGCUCCCCCUACUGACUGCAGCGAUGUUCGGAACAAAUUAGCAAAGUAGAGGGGAAACAGCAAGAGGAAACACAGUAAAGACGAGAGCCACAGAACUUCCAUUACCAGGAGCGUCUGCUUCAAAUGGACGUAUGAAUGUAUACUGCUGUGGACUACAGACCUGAGGGAUCUUUGCCUUUUUAUCGGAGUUGCUCCAACGCUGCCCUGCGAGAGAGGAACUGCAUCAACUUCAUGAGGAACUACCUGCUCCUCAUAGGUCAUCAUGAGACGCCCCCUGAAGCUCACAUAAAGAUCCUGGAGAAGUUUCCUGACAGCUUCCCUCGCAAUCAAGGCAACGUCAUCCCACCAACCACCGAUAAGAAAGUCGAGGAGAAGGUGAAUGAUAGCGGUAUGGAUGAUGGCCCCCCUUCUCCUCUACCUGAAACAUCUAUCGAGGAACCUGGGACCGGUGGUCGACCUUUGCGCCCGGUGGCCCCGGUGGACUCUAUGCUCAAAGACAUGGCCACCAUCAUCUUCUCCACUUUCCUGCUGGCUGGCUGGGUGGCCUUUGUGAUAACCUACCCCAAAAGUGUUCACAAGCAGCAGCAGCUGCAGCACCAGGAGUUCCAGAGACAGAUGGAGGAGAAGCUGGAGCUGCUGCAGAGACAGCAGCCGUUCCCCCCUUCAGACCUCGGCCUCGGCUUGGCCCCUGACAGUGACUACCUGGAGGUGGCCCGUACUCGCUCAGAGUGCUCUGAUCACAGCAGCCCCAAUGUCACCCCUCGCGCCUCCAACCACUCCAACCUGUCGGUGUCUGAGCUGGGAAGCUCUGCAAAUGAGCACGAAGAUGGAGAGGAGGACUCCGGUAUAGUCAGAGUGGGCAACAUCACGUUCCGUCCCAAAGAGGUCUUGGGUCAUGGAGCUGAGGGCACCAUCGUGUACAAGGGGCAGUUUGACAACCGUCCAGUGGCCGUGAAGAGGAUCCUCCCAGAGUGCUUCAGCUUUGCAGACCGGGAAGUUCAGCUGCUGAGGGAGUCAGACGAGCACCCGAACGUCAUCCGCUACUUCUGCACGGAGAGGGACCGGCAGUUCCAGUACAUCGCCAUUGAGCUGUGUGCGGCCUCGCUUCAGGAGUAUGUGGAGAGGAAGGAUUUUGACCGUCAUGGACUAGAGCCAGUUAUGCUUCUUCAGCAGACCAUGUCAGGACUGGCCCACCUGCAUUCUCUCAACAUUGUCCACAGAGACCUGAAACCUCACAACAUCCUGGUGUCCAUGCCCAACGCCCACGGUCGGGUCCGGGCCAUGAUCUCAGACUUCGGCCUGUGUAAGAAGCUGGCGGUGGGUCGUCACAGUUUCAGCAGACGGUCCGGCGUGCCGGGCACAGAAGGCUGGAUCGCCCCUGAAGUUCUCAGUGAGGACUGCAAAGACAACCCGACGUGCGCCGUCGACAUCUUCUCUGCUGGUUGUGUGUUCUACUACGUGGUGUCUCAGGGAAGCCACCCGUACGGCAAGUCUUUACAGAGACAAGCAAACAUCUUACUGGGCUCACACAGCCUGGACCAUCUGCAGACUGACAAACACGGGGACAUUGUAGCCAGAGAUCUCAUAGAGCAGAUGUUGAGCAUGGAGCCACAGAGGAGACCUGCAGCUGAGAGUGUUCUCAAACACCCUUUCUUCUGGAGCCUGGAGAAGGAGCUGCAGUUCUUUCAGGAUGUGAGUGACAGAAUAGAAAAGGAGCCGCUGGACGGACCAAUCGUGAGACAGCUGGAGAGAGGAGGGAGGGCUGUUGUGAAGAGUGACUGGAGGGAGCAUAUCACAGUGCCACUGCAGACAGAUCUGCGGAAGUUCCGUUCCUAUAAAGGUGGAUCGGUCAGAGACCUGAUGCGUGCAAUGAGAAACAAGAAACACCAUUACAGAGAGUUGCCUGCAGAGGUACAAGAGACUCUGGGCUCCAUCCCUGAUGACUUUGUCUCUUACUUCACCUCCCGAUUCCCCCACCUGCUCAUGCACACCUACCUGGCCAUGCGGACAUGUGCAUCAGAGAGGCCGUUCCUGCCUUACUACUCCACUGCUGAGCAGAAUGGAAAAACACAAGCCGAAUACACACACCUCAGACCACAGAGACAAAAUGAGCCGUGCACUCAACACCUGCCAACAGACACAUCAUCAAACGCCUCACAACCACAGGAACCUGCACAUUCUCUACAGCCGGUGCAGGUCGAUCACACGGUAACAAAUGGACCAUCGCCCUCUUCAUUACCAGAUGAGCCGGUAUCUUCAGAUUUAGCGGUUCAGACAGUGCAGCCAGCAGAGUUAACACUUUCCACACACGUGGACUCACACAGUCAAACGGUGAAUCUCACAUCUGCCUCAGAAUCAGCUACAGAUCCUCUCAGGCAGUCUGAGUUGCACACACUGCCAGAUCCUUCCUCACUGGACACACAACCAGUGUGAACUGGACCAGAGUCAGGUGGACCCAGCACAGACGGGAGCAUUGCCAGUAAGGGUGGACAUCAAAUGGGGCCAAGCUGCUGCACUUUAAGCUGGUGAGGACCGGGCCUGCAGUGCCUGGGAUCCACUGCCGGGUGGGAGCAGCUGCACCCUCUUUUAAGUGCCUUCUGCUCACCUGGGCGAUAAAUGUUCCCACGACACAACCGUCCACAAGUUCUGCCUCUGCCUCGGGGAAGUCUGAAAAACCAACAGAGUGUUGUUGGAUAUCAUAUUGUAGCAGGACGGAGAAAAGAGAAUCUUUUGUAUUUUAUAACAGCAUGUCCAAAAAAGUGUUUGUCCCUAAAAUAUUUGGCCUCUAAUGUGGGAAACAUGUCUGGAUGUUGUUGGGUAGUUUUAUUGUGCAAUGUUGUAUUUCUCAGUGAGCCUGUUCACUGUGCAGAUGCUGUAUGUAUAUUUUUGUACAGACUGAGUCACAAUUUGGAUCUGCGAUGUUAAAUCCAUUAAUACGGCCGAUGUGCCUUCUUUUUUUUUCUUUUUUAAACAUCACUGUGCUGCAUGGGUACAGAUCUUUAAGAAUGACUAUGCUAAAUGUGCUUGAUUCCAGUUAAUGCUGCUAGAUUGCUUCGCUUGUGUCAAUCAGGAUUAUUGUGCUGACUCGGUAAGAGCGGACGGUUCCAAAGGGCGUUCACUGUGACACCUGAAUACAGAAGUUUUCUUAUGAUCAUGUGAUUAUGUGGUCUGAUUACAAACUUGCAGGUCGGCUGCAGAACGUUCAUGUACAAAGACUUUUUUAAGAGCGUUUACAUGAAGUUAAUAACUUGCACAUUAAAAUCUUUUUUUUUUUUAUUCCUACA